Galeopterus variegatus (Sunda flying lemur) is the source of this 2394-nucleotide messenger RNA. It is a transcript of the gene SNX10, whose product is annotated as sorting nexin 10. Gene Ontology annotation, biological process: intracellular protein transport. Gene Ontology annotation, molecular function: phosphatidylinositol binding. Lineage: Eukaryota; Metazoa; Chordata; Mammalia; Dermoptera; Cynocephalidae. The record is from RefSeq and is a predicted model, not a curated record. The coding region runs from base 20 to 625 and encodes 201 amino acids. The transcript is spliced from 6 exons.
GGUCGUGUCCUGUGCUAAGAUGUUUCCAGAACAACAGAAAGAGGAAUUUGUAAGUGUCUGGGUUCGAGAUCCUAGGAUUCAGAAGGAGGACUUUUGGCAUUCUUAUAUUGACUAUGAGAUAUGUAUUCAUACUAAUAGCAUGUGUUUUACAAUGAAAACGUCCUGUGUACGAAGAAGAUACAGAGAAUUUGUGUGGCUGAGGCAGAGACUCCAGAGUAAUGCACUGCUGGUACAACUGCCAGAACUUCCAUCUAAAAACCUGUUUUUCAACAUGAACAAUCGCCAGCACGUAGAUCAGCGUCGUCAGGGUUUGGAAGACUUCCUCCGAAAAGUCCUCCAGAAUGCACUUUUGCUUUCAGAUAGCAGGCUUCACCUCUUCUUGCAGAGCCAUCUGAAUUCAGAAGAUAUCGAGGCAUGUGUUUCUGGGCAGACUAAGUACUCUGUGGAAGAAGCAAUUCAAAAGUUUGCUUUGAUGAAUAGACGUUUCCCUGAAGAAGAUGAAGAAGGAAAAAAAGAAAAUGAUAUAGACUAUGAUUCGGAAAGUUCAUCCUCUGGGCUUGGACACAGUAGUGAUGACAGCAGUUCACAUGGAUGUAAAAUAAGUACCGCUCCUCAGGAAUCCUGAAAAAUAAUUGUAAUGUUACUAUUUUAGGAAUAGCAAAUUAUGUCCAGUCAUAGAGAAGAAAGCUUGCUAAUAAUAUAUUCUUACCUAAAGCUCACUGUCAUGAUAGUAGUUAUUUAAAUUCUUAAAGAUGUUGUGCUAUUAGUGGUGGUUUUAUGUUGUCUUAUUUUAGCCACGCUUCUGUGUAUAGCUGAAAGCCUGUGAAUGCAAUACUAUCCUUUAUAGGCAAACUGUUGGUAAACAAGGUUCUGCCCUGAAAUGAAAUUAUUUAUAUGUUUAAAAAAACCUAGUUGGUUUUAUUCAAUUUUAAGACAGGUAAAUAGGUAGUAUUUAAAAUCAAGACGCAGCAUUCCUUCUUGUAUCAAUGGGGCAGUGUUAUGAUAAACAUAGAAUACAUGAUGUUGUAACCACUAUUGGACCAGACUCUCCAGACAUGUGGCUGAUAUUUUGUGAAUACCUCCCCUGCACUGGCAAAUCACUUUGCUUUGGUUGAAAUAUUUGUUUGAUUGAAAUAUUUUAAGAGUAUUUAACCGUUCCAGUAUUCUAUUUCACACUUAGAUGGAAAAUGUAUCUUAUGAAUAGAGACUUAUUAAAAAUAAUGUUUACAUCUUAGAAAAAACAAAUAGUGCUAGUAAUUUUACUUGCAAUAUAUAGAUUCAGAAAUACAUUUUCAUUGUAGAAAAUCAGCUUAAACAAAUGGUUUCUGGAAACAAAUCAUUUGUUUUCAUUUUCAUUGUGUAUUUGGAAUUACAUGCUAAUGGUUUAAAAUAAAUGUGAAGUUUCUUAUCACUAGGUAACUUUCAGUGUCAGUGGUGGUAACUUUAAGUCAGAAGAAGGAUCUUAAAAAAAUUAAUAAAUUAAUUUUACCAAUAAAUAUUCCCAUAGAAAAGGAUGUCAGCUUACUAAUUUCAGAAUUAAUUAUUCAUUUUUAAAAAGCCCUUUCUUUUUAGGCAUCUACCUGAAGAUUGGUAUAAUUUGAAUAAAAUGUCUUUUUUUUAGUGUGCCAAAGAUAAGAUGUCUGAGAUAAACUACUUUGAACUUCAAAUUUCAGAUGAGGCAGCAUUUUCUUGAGAUAAUUAUCCAAGCUUCUUCCUUGCUGAAUGGUACAAAACAUCUAUGUGAAACUAACAGGAAGAUAUUUUCACAUAACUGGGAUAACUUGUUGCUUUAAUUAAAUAUUACCCAGCCUAAUUGAUGGGUAGCAGAGACCGCUACAAAAAGCAGCCUUUUUAUUUUAACUAGGAGCUUAAGAGUUAUUAAAUAUUAUUUAAAAGUUUUUAAAAUGCUUAUUUCAAAGAAACAACAGAAAAAAAAAAACCCAACAGAAAACUAAGAACCAACAGAAAAAAAUUAAAUUUAGAGUAAGAAUAUUUUCUUUAAUUUCUCGUUUUUUUCUUAGUUUUGUCUAAAACAUAACUGAACUUCUGUAAAUAUUUUGAUUUAGUGUAUCUUGGAUCCUGUUAUUUUAUCAUCUAAGACUCCUUAUUUUAAUACAGGGAAAAAAAAGAUUUAGCAAUUUCUUAUCUUGCUAACAUGUAAAGUUUGCCAUCUGGGCACUUAAAAGUGAUCCUCAGCCCCUCAGCAAUAUGUAUUUAGAUUUACAAUAUUUCUGUUUUGCAGCAGUUUUGAAAAGCAUAUACUGUGCCACCAAUUGUCAUAUUAUUUUUAGAUGAUAUAACAUAGCCUUCAAAACUAACAUUAAGUAAUGCCUAAUAUUUGGUAUGUAAACUUCAUGAUAUCAUUGUUUUCACAUUAAACAUGAAAAAAGUCAA